This is a messenger RNA of Clonostachys solani, 714 nucleotides long. NCBI's taxonomy places the organism in Eukaryota, Fungi, Ascomycota, Sordariomycetes, Hypocreales, Bionectriaceae. The record is from the annotation of a GenBank genome assembly.
AUGAGCUUCUGGUUCCGUACCCGUUGGGUCAAAACUCUCAGCCGGCCAGUCCAUCGCAACACUGUAAACCUUCUUCAUGCUCAGGUAAAACCGCCCCCGAUGGUCGUUAGGCUUCCUCUCCGAAUGCUUCGCUUCCUUCCAAAGGCGGUCAGCACCUGGGCCCGCAAACAUUUCCCCGAGUGGUUUCUUCCAUCCACCCUGAUCGUAAAAUGCCGGAAGCCAAAUGACCCGGAGCGCAUCAAGUGCCUACUACCUGAUGGCGAACCCCCUUACCUGAGUCACUUCGAUUCUGAGAUCAUGGCCUACGAGCGGCUCAAGGAUCUCCAAGGUGUCACCAUCCCGAAAUUCUUAGGACGGACCAAGUGCAACGGCCGGCAUGCCAUGCUGAUCCAGGAUGUUCCCGGCGCGUACCUCUCGGAUCCCAAGGGCGCAACACUGACUUAUGACGAGGUGAGAGACCUGAUGGAGAAGUGCUACUCUGAGCUGGCCGAGUUCUCGGCAGUUCAGACCGACCCCAGCACCCGGAACUUUGUCCUUCUGCCCGGUCGACAGCGCCUCAUGACGGUGGACCUGGAGUCCAUGAUCAUAGGCUACCCUGACCAGUUGCUCCUUGAUUUCGACACCGUCUGCUCCCUGGGUGCAGUGACACGCCGAUACUUGGGCCUGCAGAAACACUUCAGAAAGGAAGGCUUUCUUGAGGCCGCUUUCCCUUGA